GAUUUUCAUGUUCAGUUCGGUGGGAUUUUCGAUAGUGGAAUGUAGGUUUCGAAGAAACAGACAAGCGUGACAGAAGAACUAUAUUCACCGAACAACUUUAACAACACCUAUCGAAACAAGAACCCCACUAAGCACAACUAGAUCGAUACAACUAAAAUUAAGAUAUAAAUCCUGUAAAUAGUUAAGAAUAUAUAAGAAUACGAAAAUGUUUAUUAGAGUAUUUGCCCAACGAUCUCUAAUACCAUCCAGGACACAUUUAAAUCUAACUUUAGGAUGUCGCCAGUACUCUAUCGAAUACAAACCAAUCAGGAGCGUCCUGGUGGCCAACAGAGGAGAGAUAGCGGUCAGGGUGUUUCGAGCUUGUAACGAAUUGGGAAUCAAGUCUGUAGCUAUUUAUUCCAAAGAGGACAGAGCCCACAUACACAGACUGAAAGCAGACGAGUCUUAUUUGGUAGGUGAAGGUCUUCCACCAGUAGCAGCAUAUUUAAAUAUACCUGAAAUCAUCAAAAUAUGCAAAGAUCACGGAAUAGACGCUGUCCAUCCUGGAUAUGGAUUCCUUUCGGAGAGAUCAGACUUCGCUCAGGCAGUAAUCGAUGCUGGAUUGACAUUUAUUGGUCCUCAUCCAAAUGUUGUGCAACAGAUGGGUGACAAAGUGGCAGCUAGAGAGGCUGCUAUUGCAGCCGGUGUUCCUAUAGUUCCUGGUACUGACGGUCCCGUCAGUACAAAAGAAGAAGCUGUCGAAUUUUGUGCCAAACAUGGUUUACCUGUAAUAUUUAAGGCUGCCUAUGGAGGUGGUGGCAGAGGCAUGAGGGUGGUAAGAAAAAUGGAAGAAGUGGAAGAAAAUUUCCAGAGGGCUCACUCAGAAGCUGAGAGUGCUUUUGGAAAUGGAGCUUUGUUUAUAGAGAAGUUUAUUGAGCGACCUAGACACAUUGAAGUACAAUUACUUGGUGAUAAAGCUGGAAACGUGGUCCAUUUAUACGAAAGAGACUGUUCCGUGCAACGUAGACAUCAAAAAGUCGUGGAAAUGGCACCCGCUCCACAUCUCGAUCUUAAAAUUAGAGACGCCAUGACAUCUAUGGCUGUAAAAUUGGCCAAACACGUCGGAUACGAGAAUGCCGGUACGGUGGAAUUCUUGUGCGAUGCUAGUGGCAAUUUCUACUUUAUAGAAGUUAACGCCAGAUUGCAGGUAGAACAUACAGUAACAGAAGAAAUUACUGGAGUAGAUCUAGUCCAAAGCCAAAUUAGGGUUGCGGAGGGCAUUACACUACCCGAAUUAGGCAUCACUCAAGAAAAAAUUCAACCAAGUGGCUUCGCUAUCCAAUGUCGUGUGACCACCGAGGACCCCGCGAAGAAUUUCCAACCGGACACCGGUAGGAUUGAAGUGUUCAGAUCUGGAGAGGGUAUGGGUAUUCGUUUGGACGGUGCAUCUGGAUUUACAGGAGCUAUAAUCUCUCCUUAUUAUGAUUCGCUCUUGGUGAAAGUUAUUGCUCAUUCUAAAGAUCUGCCGUCGGCGUGUGCCAAGAUGGAAAGAGCUUUACGUGAAUUUCGUGUGCGAGGUGUCAAAACAAACAUUCCAUUCCUGGUCAACGUGCUGGGAAACCAAAAAUUCAUCAACGGCUCCGUGGACACGUACUUUAUCGAUGAAAAUCCUCAGCUAUUCAAAUUUACACCGACCAGAAACAGAGCCCAGAAACUUCUUAACUAUCUAGCCACAGUUUUAGUUAAUGGAGCUCAAACACCACUUGGAACGUCACUGAAACCUGCCAGCGUGAAACCUCACGUUCCCGAUGUUUCAUUGGAAUACCUCGCCCACACGCCUGAGCAAAAACCAACUGCCCAGCCACCAAAAGGAUUUAGACAGAUCUUUAAAGAACAAGGUCCAGAAGCGUUUGCCAAAGCCGUACGUAAUCACAAAGGUCUCCUGCUUAUGGACACCACUUACCGAGAUGCUCAUCAAUCACUAUUAGCUACCAGAGUCCGAACUCAUGAUUUGCUCAACAUAUCGCCGUUUGUUACUCAUAAUUUCAGUCAAUUGUACUCUCUAGAAAAUUGGGGCGGUGCUACUUUUGAUGUAGCUUUGAGGUUCUUGCACGAAUGUCCUUGGGAACGUUUGGAAGAGAUGAGAAAGUUAAUUCCGAAUGUGCCUUUCCAAAUGUUGCUCAGAGGAGCAAACGCCGUUGGGUAUACCAAUUACCCAGAUAAUGUUGUUUAUAAAUUCUGUGAUCUUGCCGUCCAGACUGGUAUGGACGUGUUCCGUGUUUUCGACUCUCUCAAUUACUUGCCUAACUUGAUCGUGGGAAUGGAGGCAGCCGGUAAAGCUGGAGGCAUCGUAGAGGCAGCCAUUUCCUACUCCGGUGAUGUCAGCAACCCCAAGAAAACAAAAUACGACUUAAACUAUUACUUAAAGAUUGCCGAAGAACUUGUCAAAGCCGGUACUCACGUGUUGGCCAUCAAAGACAUGGCCGGUUUGCUAAAACCUAACGCCGCAAGGAUUCUAGUUUCCGCUCUACGUGACAAAUAUCCAGAACUGCCAAUCCACAUUCACACCCAUGACACUAGCGGAGCCGGAGUGGCCGCCAUGUUGGCUUGCGCUGAGUCCGGUGCUGACGUUGUAGAUGUCGCUGUCGAUGCCAUGUCGGGGCUGACGUCACAGCCUAGUAUGGGAGCUAUAGUGGCCAGUUUGCAAGGCACUCCUUUAGAUACCAAUCUGGAUUUACAGAAGAUUUCUGAAUAUUCUGCCUAUUGGGAACAAGCCCGUACAUUGUACGCACCGUUUGAAUGUACAACAACGAUGAAGAGCGGUAAUGCUGACGUAUACAACAACGAAAUACCCGGAGGACAAUACACUAACUUACAGUUCCAAGCCUACUCUCUCGGUCUAGGUGACUUCUUCGAAGAUGUGAAGAAAGCGUACGCUGAGGCGAAUAUACUUUUAGGAGACAUUAUUAAAGUAACUCCGUCAUCGAAAGUGGUGGGUGACUUGGCCCAGUUUAUGGUACAGAACAAACUAAAAUCCCAAGAUGUUUUGGACAAAGCUGAAGAACUGUCGUUCCCGAAGUCUGUGGUGGAAUAUUUGCAAGGUUACAUUGGACAGCCUUACGGUGGAUUUCCUGAGCCAUUAAGAUUUAAGGUGUUAAGAGACAUGCCACGCAUCGAAGGUCGACCUGGUGCCAGUCUGCCUCCGUUCGAUUUCAAAGCGCUAGAAGAAGAACUGAAAGAAACCUUCCCUCAAUCCACCGACCGCGACGUCGUCAGCGCCGCGCUUUACCCUCAAGUUACCCGCGAAUAUCUGGCCUUCAACGAGAAAUUCGGCCCGGUCGACAAACUGGACACGCGGAUAUUCUUAGUCGGACCCAAAGUUGGCGAGGAAUUUGAGGUCACCAUCGAAAAAGGAAAAACGCUGGGCAUCAAGACUUUGGCGAUGGCCGAGGAUUUGACGGAACAGGGAGACCGCGAAGUGUUCUUCGAGUUGAACGGCACUCUUCGAUCUGUCUUUAUCAGAGACAAGGACGCUCAUAAAACAAUAGAGGUCCAUCCUAAGGCUGAUAAGACUAAUAAGAAUGAGAUUGGGGCGCCUAUGCCUGGAACAGUAAUCGACAUUAGAGUAAAGGUGGGUGACAAAGUUGAAAAAGGAACACCUAUUAUCAUUCUUUCCGCAAUGAAAAUGGAAACUGUCGUUCAAAGUCCUGUUGCUGGUGUAGUAAAAUCAAUUAGCGCCAAGAUGGCCAUGAAACUAGAAGCCGAAGACUUACUAAUUACUGUAGAAUAAGGUAGACUACAACGUGCAUCAUCAGGGAAAAUUUCAGGCUGUGCAUUGGGCAUACCGGUACAAAAUUUAUUUUUAUUUAAAAAAAAGUCCAUAGAAAAAAGAAGUCUCGAUAUAAUUCCUUAUUUUUUUUAUUUAUCUAAUAUCAAUCUGAUUUUGACCCUAGCCGAUAUAACUGUUAAACAGACAGAUCAAUAUUACUAUCGUUUGAUCGAAAAAAAAAUGGCGUCAAGAUGGCUUGGAAAUGAAUAUCGAUGACAUUCCCCAUAUAAGUUUACAUAUAAAAUGGCAUCGAUCUUCAUUUUAUAGCCAUCGCUGACGCCGUUUUUUUCCGAUCAUACGGUAUUUAAGGUAUUGAAAGUGUCAGAUGAGUUUCUGAAUAGUUUUAAUGGUUGGUUUA
Sitophilus oryzae (rice weevil) is the source of this 4166-nucleotide messenger RNA. Its product is annotated as pyruvate carboxylase, mitochondrial. Gene Ontology annotation, cellular component: cytoplasm. Bases 206 to 3769 code for a protein of 1187 amino acids. Gene Ontology annotation, biological process: gluconeogenesis; pyruvate metabolic process. The transcript is spliced from 18 exons. Lineage: Eukaryota; Metazoa; Arthropoda; Insecta; Coleoptera; Curculionidae. The record is from RefSeq and is a predicted model, not a curated record. Gene Ontology annotation, molecular function: ATP binding; pyruvate carboxylase activity; metal ion binding.